UACAGGGAUUGUUAUGUAUGUACUGAGCAGUUUGUCUCUAUUUUCUAUUUCGGCUUUGUAAUACUAGCCCCUUUCUCUCCCUAUUUUAUGUGUUCCUGAGUCUUGAAAGUCGCGUUUGAUACCAUUCAAAUUAAAAAAAAAAUGCCACCGGAUCGGAAUACUAGAGUAAGCUGCGAUCCUCCUCCAGAAGGGCAGCACCGUACCUGUUCUACCAAUAGUAAUACGGGCUUAGUUUGGGUAUCUGACUUAGACACCUCGCGGAAGCUGCUUAGAUCUCAUAUCGCAAAACGUACCCACGCAAUUGUUAGGAGAAAAGGGGUUCUUGAGUAUCAGCAACAAAAAGAAACUCCAAAUAGUGUUCCUGGAAGAUCUACUACGCCUCUCAAUGGUGGUAUGACUAGCGAAGAGUAUCAUCGUAACCAGGCCUUCCCAGUGUUCUACACUCCAUAUGACAACCGAGCACAUGAUUAUCAUAUACCCCAUUGGAUAACAACACAUACGCCCUCGCCACGCGGAGAUUCAUUUAACCAUUCUCCAGUUCCAUUAUCGUCGUUUGAAAACUCGCUUAUGAGCCACUAUAUUUCUACAAUAGUGAAUGGCUACAGUAGCAGCCCCUACUCUUCAUACCAACAUGCGGCUAUGAAUGAUUGGCUCCCGGUAGCCAUCGCAGAUCCUGGCAUGCGGAUGGGUCUCUUCCUUUGCGCGUCCCGUAGCUUAUACGCUCGUACGGGUGCAUGGCUAUAUUUUCAAUAUGAUCUACAGUAUAAGGCUGUCCGUUUAAGGAUUCUCAGCAAUGCUAUCAGGACAGCACUUGAAACGACCGAAACCGAGUCUAUAUCCGCAGCAGGAGAUGUCAAUAUCUCUACUGCGCUUCAGCUAGCUUCAGAUGAAUCUGCAGCAGGGGAUGCUGCCGCGUUAAAACGCCAUAUUAGUGCUGUGAGCCAGAUGGUCUCGUUGAAUGGAGGUUUAGAAAAUAUUAAAGGAAUGAAUGGAUUCUUGAAAGUGAUGAUAAACAUUCUAGUUUGUAAACAUCGACGAAUGAUUGAAUCAACUGGCUUCGACAAUCAAGAUCGCUCCAGGUUAUACACUCUAGAUUAUUUCUUUAGUUAUCUGAUUUAAUAUAAC
Messenger RNA from Daldinia decipiens, 1125 nucleotides. RefSeq lists its product as uncharacterized. Bases 142 to 1119 code for a protein of 325 amino acids. The transcript is spliced from 3 exons. Lineage: Eukaryota; Fungi; Ascomycota; Sordariomycetes; Xylariales; Hypoxylaceae. The record is from RefSeq and is a predicted model, not a curated record.